Molecule: messenger RNA, 842 nt
Organism: Patella vulgata (common limpet)
Lineage: Eukaryota; Metazoa; Mollusca; Gastropoda; Patellidae
Product: dehydrogenase/reductase SDR family member 7B
Exons: 6
Coding region: 181-807 (208 amino acids)
Cellular component (GO): membrane
Source: RefSeq, a predicted model, not a curated record
UCCGUUUCCGGUUUAACAACCAGCAACUACGCUUGUGCAGUAGCCUUUCAUCAAGCUGGAUGUCGAGUUAUCUUAGCAGGAAGAAGUUUGGAGAAAUUAACAGAAGUAAAAAAAGAUUUAAUAUCUAACUUUAAAAGCCAAAAUGAACCAAAAAUUGUGACUUUAGACCUGGAAGAUGAGAUGAGUCCGGCAUUAGCUGCUAAUGAAGCUUACAGUUUUUAUAAUCAAGUUGAUAUACUAAUUAAUAAUGCUGGUAUUAGCUAUAGAGGUAGAAUACAAGAUACAUCGAUACAAGUUGAUAAAAAGGUUAUGCAAGUCAAUUAUUUUGGUCAAGUGGCUUUAACAAAAGGUAUAUUACCAAGAAUGUUAGAAUCUGGUAAUGGUGGCCAUAUAGUUGGUAUAAGUAGUAUUCAAGGCAAAAUAUCUAUACCAUAUAGGUCUGCAUAUUCUGCUUCAAAACAUGCAUUCCAGGCAUUUUGUGAUUGUUUACGGGCUGAAUGUGCUGAUAAGAAUAUCAAUGUGUCAGUUAUUAGUCCAGGCUAUAUAAAAACAAGCCUUUCACUAAAUGCUGUUACAGGAGAUGGCAACAAAUACGGUGUCAUGGAUAAAACAACUGAAAAUGGUAUGACACCAGAAUAUGUGGCACAGCGAGUGCUAGAAGCUGUCAUGUAUCAGAAUAAUGAUGAUAUUUUAUCAUCAAUCACUCCUAAAAUAGCUGUUUAUUUACGAACAAUAGCUCCAUCGGUUUUCUUUUGGUUAAUGAAAUCCAGGGCUAGAAAAGGACAGAAGGAUUACACCGAAGAAUGAAAUCAUCAGUAUAACUGUUAAAUGGAAUUACCUCC